This is a messenger RNA of Panicum hallii, 2728 nucleotides long. RefSeq lists its product as uncharacterized. NCBI's taxonomy places the organism in Eukaryota, Viridiplantae, Streptophyta, Magnoliopsida, Poales, Poaceae. Gene Ontology annotation, molecular function: DNA-binding transcription factor activity; acireductone dioxygenase [iron(II)-requiring] activity; sequence-specific DNA binding. The transcript is spliced from 9 exons. Gene Ontology annotation, biological process: regulation of DNA-templated transcription. The record is from RefSeq and is a predicted model, not a curated record. Bases 140 to 2527 code for a protein of 795 amino acids.
CUACAAAAGUGCGGGUUUGCGUUCAGUCCAAGCUGAUCAUAACAAACGCAGGCCCCUCGUUUCAGAUUCCAGGCUUUCAGGAGGAUUCGAGAAGGCGAAGGCAAGGAGCAAGCUGUACUGCUGCGUACAGACUUCGGAUAUGGAGGACCAGUUCCAGGAUGGCAAGGAGGAGGUCAUCCAAGCAUGGUACAUGGAUGACAGCGAAGAGGACCAGAGGCUUCCUCAUCAUCGCGAGCCCAAAGAGUUCAUUCCUCUAGACAAACUCUCAGAGCUAGGAAUAUUAAGCUGGCGCCUAAAUGCUGAUGACUGGGAGAAUGAUGAGAACCUCAAGAAAAUUCGUGAAGCCAGGGGUUACUCCUACAUGGACAUUUGUGAUGUGUGUCCAGAGAAGUUGCCAAACUACGAGGCUAAGAUAAAGAAUUUCUUUGAAGAACACUUGCAUACCGAUGAAGAGAUACGCUAUUGUCUUGAGGGUAGCGGCUACUUCGACGUGAGGGACCAAAAUGAUCAGUGGAUCCGUAUAGCAGUGAAGAAAGGGGGCAUGAUUGUCUUGCCUGCAGGAAUGUAUCACCGCUUUACAUUGGAUACAGACAACUACAUCAAGGCAAUGCGUCUCUUUGUGGGAGAGCCUGUCUGGACGCCAUACAAUCGUCCCCAUGAUCAUCUCCCUGCUAGGAAGGAGUAUGUCGAGAGAAUCAUCAGCCGAGGUGGAAACCAAGUUGUUGAAGGUGAUGCCGAACACCUUUCGAGAGGCCAAAAAGAUCAGAUCGCAGAAGCGAAGUUUUGGGGAUUGGGAGAAAAAACCGAAGAAAAAGGAACGUCCUUUUCGCCGCGAACGCGGCGUAUCUCGCCGGCGGUCGGCGGAUCGGCGCGGCAAGUUGCAGCCAAUCACGAGCUCGGCACCACAUCCCGGCCCGCGCGCAGCCCACAGGCGAUCAGGAAAAAAACUGGCCACGAGCUGUCGCCGUCGUCGUCCUCCCUGUCGGCGCCGGUCGAUUCGGGAGGCGCUCGCCCCACUUGCGCCGGGCGCGCCAACCUCAGCCACACCCCGCGGCGUCCAGAACCUUCCGAGCCCCGCCCAGUCACGAACGCGCCCCGCGCUCUAGAACGUUCCAUUCCCCUCCUGGCCAGUCUCGUACAGAGGUCAAGCUGGUAUUUAGCGCCGCCGCCCCGCCACUCUCCCGAGGAUAGCAGGGCUCCUCUUCCCGCGCGCGCGCGCCACUGUAGCAGCGAGCGACGACUCUUCCUGGUUCUCGGGAUCGCCAGCGCUCUGGAUUCGACGAUCGCAGCGGAAUUCGCCUGGGGAUCGUUGCUUGGCUGCGGCUCCUGGCGUAGAAAGUCUCGGCGCUUGGGUUGGUUGGUGGGUGGCAGUGGCACGAUGGACCCGCUGCUGCCGGGGAUGGUGACCGUGAAGGAGGAGUGGCCGCCGAGCUCGCCGCCGCCGGAGGAGGAGGUGGAGGACAUGGACGCAGCGGAGGCGCCGCGGCCGAUGGAGGGGCUGCACGAGGUCGGCCCGCCGCCGUUUCUGACCAAGACGUUCGACCUGGUGGCCGACCCGGCCACCGACCAGGUCGUCUCGUGGGGGCGCACCGGCACCAGCUUCGUCGUGUGGGAUCCUCAUGUCUUCGCCGCCGUGCUGCUCCCCAGGUUCUUCAAGCACAACAACUUCUCCAGCUUCGUCCGCCAGCUCAACACCUAUGGUUUCAGAAAGAUCGAUCCAGACAGAUGGGAGUUCGCGAACGAAGGUUUCCUGAGGGGCCAGAGGCAGCUCCUGCGGCUGAUCAAGCGGCGGCGGGCGCCGUCCUACCUCCCCGGGUCCCAGCAGCAGGCCCUGGGCUCCUGCCUGGAGGUCGGCCAGUUCGGCAGCCUGGACGAGGAGAUGGACCGGCUGAAGCGCGACAAGAGCAUCCUGCUGGCGGAGGUGGUGAAGCUGCGUCAGGAGCAGCAGAGCACGCGGGCGGAGAUGCGGGCCAUGGAGGAGCGGCUGCAGCACGCGGAGCACAAGCAGGUGCAGAUGAUGGGGUUCCUGGCGCGGGCGCUGCAGAGCCCGGACUUCUUCCAGCAGCUGGCCCAGCACCAGGAGCGGCGGAGGGAGCUGGAGGACGCCUUCUCGAGGAAGCGGCGGCGGCCCAUCGACGCCGCGCCGUUCGAGGAGGCCGGCGGCCGCGUGCAGCCGCAGCAGGACGUCGAGCCGCCGCCGCCGCCGCCGCCGCUGUCCCGGGCGGGCGGCGGGUUCGAGGCGGAGCUGGGCGGCGAGCCGGGGACCUCGGAGCUGGAGAACCUGGCGCUCAACAUCCAGGGCCUCGGGAAGCGGCGGCAGGACGAGAAGCAGGCCCCGGGCGGCGAGACGGCGGAGCUGACCGACGACUUCUGGGAGGAGCUGCUGAGCGAAGGGAUGAUGGGCGGGGGUGCUGGGGCGACGGUGCCGGUGCUGCCGGAGCUGGAGAUGAGGAGGCAGCGGCCGGGGCGGUACGUGGACGCGCUGGCGCAGAAGCUGAGCUCCAUGAGCAAUACCGCGGCGAGGUAGGCGGCGCUCGUGCCUCGUGGUUAAAAAAAAAAAAAGUUGACCCUCCGAUUCGUACAUUGCUGUGGUAGUGUUACUGUAAAUACAUUGUAGUAUUUCGGAGCCGCCGGACCUUGCUUCUUGUAGUAACGCGCUGCGCUUACAUGAUGAGCCACGAUUCUUAAUGGUGAUUACUGAUUAGUAGUAGCAAUUCUUUUAGCUCUA